GAUUGGCGCGGCCCGGCUCGGCUGGGCUCGGCUCAGCUCCGCUCCACCCGCUCCAUCCCGGCUCACCUGGGCUCGGAUCGGCUCAUCUCAGCUCCGCUCCACUCGGCGCAUCGCAGCCCGGCUCGGCUCGGCUCAGCUCCACUCGGCUCAGCUCGGCUCGGCUCGGCUCGCCCCAUCCCGGCCCGGCCAUGGUGGAGCGCUCGGACGAGGCACCGCUGCUGUUCUGGGCCGAGGGCCCCGCGGUGUCGGCGCCGCCGCCCGCGGCCGAGCCGGGCAGCGGCGGCAGGAGCAGCAGCGGCGGGCGGCGGAUCGGCGGCGGCUGGAGCGCGGCUCCGUGGGACGGCGAGGGGCCGGCGGAGGCGGCGGGGCCGCCGCGGGCGGAGGCGGAGGAGGACCAGAUCGUGGCCGUCUUCGUGGUCACCUUCGACCCCCGCACGGGUAACAUGGUGGAGUGGUGUUUACCCCAAGACAUAGAUUUGGAAGGCGUGGAAUUCAAAUCCAUGGCAAGUGGGUCCCACAAAAUCCAGUCAGAUUUCAUUUAUUUCCGGAAAGGGCUCUGUUUUGGCCUGGCCUGCUUUGCCAACAUGCCUGUGGAGAGUGAGUUAGAGCGUGGUGCCCGCAUGAAGUCUGUGGGGAUCCUCUCCCCUUCCUACACUCUGCUGUAUAGGUACAUGCACUUCCUGGAGAACCAGGUCAGACACCAGCUGGAGAUGCCAGGGCACUACUCCCAUCUCGAGGCGUUCUAUGAUGACAAGAAAGGAGUUCUCCCUGACAGCAAGGGUACCCCCGGCUCUCAGCAACCUGUCCACUGGCUGCCUUCCAUCCACAGAUACAUGUACCCAGAGAUGAAGAUCACACACCCUGCUGGCUGUAUGUCUCAGUUCAUCAAAUUCUUCGGUGAGCAGAUCCUUGUCCUCUGGAAGUUUGCCCUGCUGCGCAAGCGCAUAUUGAUAUUUUCACCACCCCCGGUUGGAGUUGUCUGCUAUAGAGUGUAUUGCUGCUGUUGCCUUGCAAAUGUUUCUCUGCCUGGUCUUGGAGGAACUGUCCCAGAGUCCAAACCAUUCUUCUACGUGAAUGUGGCAGACAUAGAAAUGCUGGAGACAGAAGUAUCAUACGUGGCCUGUACAACAGAAAAGAUCUUUGAGCAGAAACGGGAUCUCUAUGAUGUCUAUGUGGACAACCAGAAUGUAAAGACGCAUCACGAGCAUCUGCAGCCACUCCUGAAAAUUAACAAUGCUGACAAGGAGAAGUACCGACGGCUCAACGACCAGAGGCAGAUGUUAAUGUAUUCUCAAGAAGUGGGUGAGGAUUGCAGCUCCUGUGAAGAGGACCUUUUCAUCUUGUUUUUCAUGGAGCAGAACAACCGCAUAUUUCAGACGCUGAUGGAGGUGUCAGCCAGCCAGGACAAGACACUGACAGCUGACCACGCACGAGGCAUGGGCCUGGAUCCCCAAGGGGAUCGAAGUUUCCUUAUGGACUUGCUGGAAGUGUAUGGCAUUGAUGUUAUGCUAGUCAUUGACAACCCCUGCUGCACUUAAACCAAGGGCAAGAGAGAUGGGGAGUAAAGAUCACUUUUUAAAGACUACCAGACACUGCUUAGGAGGAUCACUGGAACUCACCACAGCCACAGUUAUUUAAUAACUUUAUAUGGAGAGUAUUUAUAAUUUUAAAACAAAAUGUGAUUUUAUUUUCUCCCCCUCAACUUCCCAGUGAAUACCUGCUCUAGGGCUUUUUCUUUUUUUUUUGUUUUGUUUUCUUUUGUCUCCCUUUCUGUUUCAUUCAUGUUUUUUUGUUUUGUUUAGCUAGGACCAGUGGCACCUUUGCACCAAUCCUCACUGUUGGCAGUGGUAGCUAGGUUUUGCCCUAGCCUGAAUACCUGAGGGCUGAACACUUCAGGAAAGCACUUUGUCUGAUGACAACCAAUGUGAAAUGCUAUAGCUGAGCUUUCACACUUGACUGGAAAACCCUCCUAUCAACUCCCCCUUCCACCUGGGGACUGAAGAGGGCUUCGGCACCGGCUGUUAAUGGCCCAGUCUCGUGGUCCCCUACCAAGUUUAUUGGUGGGGACAGGUAAACCAAUGAUAAAACCCAGGACUUCUUCAAUCACUCCUCACCCAACUUCUAGCAGCUGAACUGGAGUAAAGCCACCCUUCCUCCUCAACAGGAGAAGCAAGUUUGGGAUCAGGGAUGCUACAGGAUCUCGUGACUUUGCUUACCGGAGCAGCACGGUUUCACUUCCAGCACCUGAGGGGGCAUAAACUGGCAAAGACUGCACCUACCUAUCUCACAGCUGGAGAGGAACACCAUCUCUUCUUAACCCACUCUACCACUUCCUUUGGGUUUUAGUUGCAUCACUCCUGCUGCUUUGGUUUAAAAUCUUCAAACCAGCAAGACGGUCUCCCAUUUAACAGGGACCAACAUCACUGAGCCACUUUGCAGACACUGUUCUCCGGCCUCAGCUCAGAUGGUGCUGGCUGGACUGGGUACAAUAAGUAUGCUUUAACUAAUGUCACUAGCCCUUCCUUUGUAGCUGAUGGUACUUGUCACUCCUGUGCUCUAACACUGUCUGCUGAUCCUCCUUUUGAUGAGCCUUCAGCACUGCCUGCUGGUAUCCUUGGCUUUCAGUGUGAGGCAGAGAGCAGUCUGUGACCUUUCAGCUGGAACAGCUUCGAAGUUUGCAGGAGGGUUCCCUUGGAUUUUGGUGUUCUUAACUGGCACAACCACUAGAAGCAAUGUCUAACAGAAAGUCUUUCUUUUUCACGGGCAGAACUGUAGAACCAGAUGAACAGUGGUUUUUCUUAUUUUUAUGAUGUGGAAAGAAUAAGAUUCAGUUCAUGAAGGACCGGUCAUUACCUCCAGGAAGGCUAUCCCAGUAAAGAGUAAUCCCUUUGCCAUGCAAAAUCCAAGAAUGGUACUGUGGGUUCCAGGUGUGACAUACUGCUUUGCCCCAAAUCCUUCAGCCAGUAGUCACUCCCCUGCCCCCUUUUUCAAGGCUUUGGAUGUUUUUGUACAGAAGAAAACAUGCUGCUGCUUGUCAAUUGCUCACAACUGUAACAUCAUCAUCCUUAGGAGGUUGCAGAGAAAAAAUGGGGAAAGAGGUAAAAACAGCUGAGUAUCAUUUAAUGGAAAGACCAGUCUCUUGCUUAAGAAAUGGCUUUGUUUUUAAAUUGACACCUCAAGCAUAAAAGUGACCCACAAUCUGCAAGCUUUUGUUCUCUAACUUCCACUUUAGUUUUAACAUCUUGCCUGCAGAUACAAUCCCUGAGGAAACAGAGCUGGCAAUGUAUUGCUGUCACUUCCACCAAAAAAACCAAACCUGAAACUAGUCUCUAGGAAAUUUUCCUCUGACUUUCUUGAUGGUUUGCUACAUAGUUCAGCUGUGGUCAGCUGUUAAUGACUUUCUAUUCUCUUUGUCAGUAGUUCUUUUGCUAAACUAAACAGACCACAAACCUUAAACUUGUUGAAAUUUUACAGCCACUGCAGUCAGAGGCUUUCCAACACCCCUGCAUUAGGGCACCAUGUUCACAAGCUGUUAGAACAUGAGGUCCAGUACCCAGCACUGCUAGACCCCACUGAGCAGAACCUCCAGAAAUUACCAUUUGACAUUUAUUAAACCUGUUUUCCAGAAACUGGGUCUUCAGUUGUUAGCAGUAGUAUGGGUGCAGAAGCAUCAAAGCAAGCAGAUUAUCGUAGAACACCCAUGCUACAUCCAGCUGGAUGGCUAUAGCUUAUCUGCUCUUCCUUGUAAUUUUACUUCUCUACCAAGCCUCUUUUGCCAGGUGACUGCUACAGAAGUCAGGAAGUUGCCUGACAGAACACAGAACAAAAAGAUUUCUCUCUCCUAACACUUCCUUAUUUGAAUUGCUGCAAAAGUACUUUCCACCUGCACUCCUUUUCUAAAAGACACUGCUUUUACUGUUGUUGCAUGUGGAAAAUGCUUGAUAAGUGGGUACACUGUACAAACAAAUGGUUAUGGCUUAGGACAUGAAGGCCUGUUCAUGAGGCUGGUUUUGCAUGGAACCAGUUUAACUGAGUCUUAUCAUUCCAGGAGAUAACAUAAUUCAAGGUAAAACAGUUAAGUGCAGACAUUUAAAAUACAUUUAAAAAGCAACUCAAUAGUUGCUUUGCUGAAUGCUAGCAGCUGGAUGGGAGAGAAUUACCUGGUUAUUUUGAAUUAAAAGAGGGAGGAAAGUGUGGCAUAACUUAGGAUAUUGCUGAUUAGUAUGAAAUCCUCCAUUCAAAGUACUUUGCCUUUACAGUGGUGCCUUUUGUUUCUUUGGUUUAACACCUCUGGUUAGUUGCUGUGAUCAGAGCCCAGGCUGAAUGGUGGUUACAGUAACCAGGGGUAUCCUGUGCCCUGGUAGCCAGUCCCAGUCAUUGUACAGCCAUUGCAGGUUCUCAGCUGGUACUUGCUUGAGUUUAACCAGGAGAACAAGAGCCUCAUAACUGUAUCUUAAGUCAAGCUGCACUAGAAAUGGAUCACUGAGCAAUGAAUUAUUACUACUUUUACUACCUAGAUUGAAGGGUAAAGCUUGGGAGAGAAGGAAAAGCUGGAUUUGCAAUCUGAACAAGGGACACACACCAGACAUUUAAAUUAUCCAAAAGCCUUCUCACUGCAAGGUUAGGCCAAGCUGCAUAAAACCAAUUAAGAAUUAUAAUGGAUACCAGGAGAAAGGCACUUUAUGGAAUCAGAAUUCAGAUUUGUCUUACAGACCUUCUUUUCCAGCAUACAUGAAGGAGUUACUGCAAUGUAUCUUAGGAGCUAAUGGUCAUCUGUCUCAGGAGUCCUCGCCUGUCCAGCACCCUUAGGGGCAGAAGAAAGUUGUAUCACCUUUUCAAGAGAAAGUACCUUACUGUACAGGUUAUUCUGUAAAGCAGAGUUAUGGUAAUACUUCCUCCUUUUUAAAAACUGUUCAAGUUAAUGAGCAAAAAGCUGGGAGUAGCUGUGGUCCUCUUAGUGACAGACUACGCAAGGGACAGGGAAGCUUCACUCUGGGAGGUGGAAAGGCAGGGGUUUCUGGAAUAGCAGGGCAAGAGCACUCUGUCCUAACAUAAAAGUCUAGGUACAAAGCAUGCACACUAACCCAAACUCUUGUCCUAGCCCUUACUUCUAAGUUAGCUGCUGUCUUCUUUCCACCUCCCCAAAGCCAGCGGUGUAGUGAUUAUAGGAGAAGUCAACAUAAAUGCCCAUUUUGAGGGAGUCAAAUGUACUGACUUAACAGUGUGAUCUGUCUGUCUAAAACAGGUGGUACUAAAUGCCUGUGAACAAGGAUUUCAGGUCUUGGCUAAUGCAACACACCCAUUUAAAUGGGAAUGUUUAAUUGUGGUCAAAAUAAACAGGUGCCUUGGGCUGGUCCAUCAUUAGGUUGUUAUCCUUCCUUUUUAUUUUUGUUACAGUAUUUUAAGCCCUCCUAAAAUGGACUGUAGGUUUAAGCCAGAGUAAGUGUUUUCAUUAGUGGGACCUAGGAUUCUACUCCUCCUUCCUGUCUUGGGAGUUUGUACAAAGAGGUUUUCUGUGUUGCUGUCAGACAGAAACAUGAGAACUGAAUCCUUUUCUCAACACUGUAGAUAGCGGGUUCAGCCCCUGCUUAUUUUAUGUAAUGUUUGCCUCACACCUCCCCUCUGAACGUUGCAGUUUAGAGGUCUAGAACCACCCCAUACUGGAAGAACCCUGAACUGCAGAAGGAGGAAAAUUACUUGAAGGGUAUUUAUACAAGCUACUCAACUUAUGCUGAUAUGAAUAUUUAAAUAUCAGCCUGUGUCUCAGAUGAUACUUGGUACUUUAACAUCAGAACAGCAUUAACAACACCAAUUCUGAAGGGAGAUCUUGGUUACUCUCAAGCAAGGAAUCACAUUGCAAUGGGAGCUGUGCAUCUGAUGCUAUGGAAGAGAACUAAUUGUUUUCCCUGUAAAAUGCUACAGAUGAACAAGGAGCUAGUUCUUAUCAUCUCCCCCCUUGCAGCAGGCUGGUUGUAGUUCUAACAGCUCUGAAGUUGUUUGCAUCUUGCAGAUGUGUGGUUGCUCCCUGUGGCUCUGUAGAGAAACUGCUUACUAAAAACAUGGGUAUUUUUUAAAACAAUUAAAGCUUACCUUUUUGAAAUGGCUACUGCCUUGUCUUUCCUGCCACUUGAGAAAAAACAUAUUGCUGAUUUUAUUACAGAAAUAUCAGCUUAAGGAAAAACUCUGUUGGUGGGAAUUGCCCCGACUCUGAAUGAGCCAGUGGCUGCAGGGCAACAUCCCAGGUGUCUCUGUGGCAAGCAAAAAGAGCAGAGCACAGCCAACAUGUUCCUUGGAGAGUGACCCAGGGGGUCCACUGGGCACUCUUAAUUGCUGCAAACCAAAAGAAAGACAGCACAAAACAGGACCUAUCACCAGCAUUACUACUGAAAAGAACUAGCAGGCUUCUACUCCCUGAGAUCUUAGUCACGAAUGGUUAGGGUUGGAAGGGGCUUUAAAGAUCAUCUAGUUUAGGUAAUUAGUUUCUCCACAGAAUAGUCCAGGGAAGGAGAGCAAUCAGUGUAGUUCCAGCAUCAUGCAGAAACCCAACCCUGCUUCCCCUUUCAAGGCAUUUUUCCUUUAUGAAGUCUCCAGCAGAGGAUGCCAGUGGAGCAGCGUGUAGCCAAGAAUGCAGUCUUUAAAAAAAGCAGCUGGAAGUCAAGUCACUAAAGUUCGUAUUUUGAUUACAGCAAAGAGUCAGCAGAUAACCUUAGACUGGAUCACAGUGUAACACAGGGACUACAGACAAGCAAGUCACAUCAGAAAAACAAGGGGAAUGAAUUCUUCUUCUUCCAGUAAGCAAGGCAGAAUCAUGUGAAUUUAUAAGCUACAAUGAGAAGGGCAACACAUAACCUUGCCUAAGUCAAUACUUCCUUUCAGCAAUUAAAGAAAAGCUAUAAACAAAAUCUCAGAAAAGCAACAAAACUAAUUAAGGUACUGAGGCUCAAGGGGAUAUAGAUUGCAUACGGAGUGGUGAGCACUGUUUACAUUAGAAGAGAGCAACCAGACACAAUGAAUAAUAAAAAUUAUUUGGAUGCCCUUAUUUGUGUUAUAUUACUACAGGAAUAAAAGGAAUACUUACAAAAGAAGACUCA
Myiozetetes cayanensis is the source of this 7091-nucleotide messenger RNA. RefSeq names its product DENN domain containing 11 (gene DENND11). Gene Ontology annotation, cellular component: cytoplasm. Bases 189 to 1538 code for a protein of 449 amino acids. The record is from RefSeq and is a predicted model, not a curated record. NCBI's taxonomy places the organism in Eukaryota, Metazoa, Chordata, Aves, Passeriformes, Tyrannidae. The transcript has 9 exons.